GUGUGAUUCAAUAGGAAAUAAAACGUGUGAUUACUUUUCCUAUAAAGAGAAACUAAAUUUCCCUCCCUUUUGUAACGAGUAUUUCAACUUUUAAAGGACGGUUAAUUUGACACGGUGUUGCGCUACGUAAACACACGGAUGCCAGGCUACGGAGCGUGCACGUCACUGUGAUACUCGCACAGGUGUAAUGUGCUCAAACAGGGGAGGUCGCAUUCCACUCGGGCACGCGGAAGCGCCUCGAGGUGUUCUGCGCUGUUUGAUGAAACGCAGCCUUCAACCUCUGAAGCUCAACGACCUAAAUGUGGGGUUUCCUUGUGUUCCGGAGCCCAAACACCGACGGUUUGGAAAUGUUUGGGAUUUUUUGUGAAAUUGUGAAAACAUGAGCGCGCCUUCCAGAGAUGUGGACGGUGAUAAUCUUUCUGAACCUCGGAGCUGUGCACUGUACAGUCUCCUCCUCACUCCCAAGCCCGAUCAAUGUGACCUUCUCUUCACUCAACCUGUGGAAUAAGUUGCAAUGGUUCCCGGGAAGGGACACUCCGGAGGACGCAAACUUUAAAGUGCAGUAUGCCAUCUACGGGGACAACAUUAAGACCCCCGAAGGCAGAAAGGUGAACUGGAGGCCGGUGCCCCGCUGCACGGGGACAGCGCGCAACUGGUGUGACCUGACCAAUGAGACUUGGGAUCUGGAGCACGAAUACUUUGCCAGGGUUCGUGCUGUGAGCCGGGGACAAUUCUCCUCCUCGUGGACCAGGACGAAGAUGAGAUUCCACCCGAAGGCGGACACUAGUUUUGGCCCUCCGCUGGUGUCUGUGGAAAUAAGCGACAGCAACGCCGUCGUCAUCACCCUGAAGGGGCCGACGAGGCAUCAGCCCCACAACCACACCCCGGCGGUUUCCAUGGCGACGCUGUACCCCCAGAUGAUUUACAUGCUCUCCGUCAAAAACACCCGCCGCGGCACCACGCUCCACGUCCCCAUGAACUCCGAUUCGUACAAAUACCAACUGAUGGAGUACGACACGGAGUACUGCUUCUCCGCCACGACGAAAUUCCUGUCCAUGCCCGCCCGAUGCCUGUCCUCGGCCCCGCACUGCGUCACCACGCCUCAAGACCCUGUGAUUGGCCAGCUGCUGAGCGCGGUUGUGGGUAUUGUGGUUCCGUCCGUGUGCAUGUGUAUGGUGGGGGUGGUUGGCUACCUUCUCCACAACUACCUGACUGGGAAAGGACAGAAGAGCCCGCCUAUACUGAACCAGCCGCCUUUUCAUCGGCCCGUCCUGCCGUGUCCCAAACCCAUGGACAUCGACAUCAUCAAAGACAUAAGACCGGAAAGCGACAAACCCGACGCCGAAUCCUCCGGGUGCCCGCCGUACGCCCCGCGUCGCCCGCCGGGAUACGCCGCCCAGGGGUGGGAAACGCCGCAGCCCUCGGCCGAUUGGUCGGGCGACUACGGGUGCGUCGUCGCGCGGCCGGAGGCGUCACCGGCGCAGGCUCGGGCGCCGCUGCCCUCCGUCCCGGGUGGGGAGACGCCACAAAGCGGCCUCUACCGGGUUCGUAGGAAUCCGCCCUCCAACGAGGGGGCGGAUGGAAGCGGGAGAGCGAGAACCGGCGGGGAGACAGGCGGAGGUGCGCGGGAGGGAGGUGAAGACGAGGAGGUGCCCCUUCUUUCCACUUCCUCCGCCUCCGACCGGUCUGAGCUCUUAUCGGAUGACUACGGUGUUGUGAGAACGGCUUCGGAAAAUUAUGAUGAGGAGGAGGAGGAGGAGGAGGAGGAGUGCAAAGGUAUUUGCAUCGAUUGGAAUCCAGAGACCGGGAAGCUGGUGCUGCCGCAGAUGGAUGGGUUGAUGCAGGAGGAGGAGGAGGAGGAGGAGGAGGAGGAGGUUGGGUUGAGGUUUGAAAAUGUGUACGUAAGACAAGGGUCAGAUGAAAAGGCGGAGGCACAGAGAGAGAUGGAGGGAGGGGGCGGGACAGAAUGGGAGGUGGAGGACUUUUCAAAAAGAUGGAAUUUGGCGGUGUUGUAG
Messenger RNA from Pungitius pungitius (ninespine stickleback), 2015 nucleotides. RefSeq names its product interleukin 20 receptor, alpha (gene il20ra). Gene Ontology annotation, molecular function: cytokine receptor activity; protein binding. Gene Ontology annotation, biological process: cytokine-mediated signaling pathway. Bases 399 to 2015 code for a protein of 538 amino acids. The transcript is spliced from 7 exons. Lineage: Eukaryota; Metazoa; Chordata; Actinopteri; Perciformes; Gasterosteidae. Gene Ontology annotation, cellular component: plasma membrane. The record is from RefSeq and is a predicted model, not a curated record.